Leptinotarsa decemlineata (Colorado potato beetle) is the source of this 1026-nucleotide messenger RNA. RefSeq names its product tonsoku-like protein. The record is from RefSeq and is a predicted model, not a curated record. Lineage: Eukaryota; Metazoa; Arthropoda; Insecta; Coleoptera; Chrysomelidae. Gene Ontology annotation, biological process: replication fork processing; double-strand break repair via homologous recombination. Gene Ontology annotation, molecular function: protein binding. Gene Ontology annotation, cellular component: nuclear replication fork.
UUCAGACAUUUCCAUGAAAGAAAACGAUAUCCUGGAGCAGCAGAGAGCUUACGCUACGAUGGGACAUAUGUAUCUAUCUCACUUCCUCGAAACGCAAAUGGAUCGGGAUAUAAACCUGAAUUUAGCUUUCAAGUACUUCAUGAAGAGUCUCAAAAUAGCUGAAAGACUUACAGGUAUAAACAAGCUGGAAAAAGCUGAUAUGCUGGCAAGGCUUUUCUCGAAUUUAGGUUUAGUGAAAGAAAGCUUAGGUGAUUACAGCAAAGCCUCAGAGUUGUUGAACCGUUCCAUAGCGAUUUGCAAGCAACACGACAUUUACGAACAACUGACUAGAGGCUAUACGUCCAUGGCUUCUCUCUACGACAAAAGAGGGGACUUCAACGAGACUAUACAUCAUUAUAACCUUGCCAUUGAUGCAGCAAAGAAGUUGAAAGGAAAUGUCGACCUCAUGUGUGGAGCUCUCCUGGCCAAAUCAGAGGUUCUCAUCAAACUGACAGAUUUCCAUGGUGCCAAGCAUAUAUUGUUGAAAGCCCACAAGUUGAAGACUCCAAAUGUAGAUGAACGAAAAGCUAUUGAAAGGACCCUCAGGACUGUUGCCACAAUGUGUCAUAUCGAAGAUAAACUGGUUGUGACCUGCGAAGAUGCCAAAGAGAAAAAAAAGUUGUAUGAAAAAAUGGGAGAUUGUGCUUGUGCCCUAAAAAACUUCACUAAGGCCAUAGAAUAUUACAAACUGAUGUUGAAAUAUGCAGAGAAAUGUGGUAUUGGCGGAAAAGAACUUGGGUCGUGCUAUUAUAGCCUGGCUGAAACUUACAAGGACAACAAUCAGUUUUCCGAGGCUGAGGAGUACUUCGAAAGGGAGUAUUCCCUUUGUGAAAACUUGAAGGAUAAUCUUAACACCCUGAGCAGGAUAGCUGACACGAAAGAAGCCGCGGGAGCGCCAGUAGAAGACGUAAAGAAGGUGUACGAGAGGGCGUUUAAUAAUUGCCGGAGCAGCGGAAACUUGAAAGAGGAACGCCGAAUGUUGACAAG